AUGAAUAUGUUGGAUGAUGAAGAUGACCAAAGCUUUCACGCUACGCGUGACGGCUACUCCCAUUUGAGCGAUGUCGAAUGGGAUGCGGUUGAACGAAUGGGUUCGACCAUGGGCAUCCAUGCUGUUAGCGUCAUGCUAGAGGCUCUCAAUAGAGAUGCCCAACAUGCUACUAUCGCCAAGUUCAUUCAAAAUGAACUUGACGCUGAACGCGAGAAAGUAGCCUUGCUUCACCAACAAGGUUCUCAACAAGCAGAGUUGUUGAGAGAACAGGGUGCUCAACAGUUUGAACUGUUGAGACAGCAGCAGGCUGCUGCUGGUGGGUCGAUGCACUCGCGUCGACCCGAAACCUUGAAGAUUGACAUCUCCAAAGCGCGUCGCAUCGACGACGGGGAUAUGCAAGUUGCAUUUGCCCAGUCAAAUCUGGCAGGACGUGCCAAGACUUGGGCACUGGGGCUCAAGUUGCACGACCCAUAUGCGUUUGGGUCGUUGGAAGUCUUCAAGUCGCGGCUCAGACAAACGUUUGAACCUCCUAGAGCUGAGUUCAGAGCUCGAACCGAACUCUUGAAGCUCAAGCAGGGUAAGCGUGAUGUACACGCUUACGCUCAACAUAUACGACAUCUCACGAGUUGUGUAAGUUCCAAUCCGGUGGAUGAACACACGUUGGUUUCGGUGUUCAUGCAGGGUCUUGCGGAUGGUCCCGUCAAGACUCACCUGUUCCGGCUUGAACUAGAUUCACUAGAACAAGCCAUUUCCAUUGCGGAGCAGGAAGACUUCAGUCUGAGACAGGCUCGCGCCAGCUCGACAUCAUAUCGUCAACCGAGACGAUACGACAACGGAGGUCCAGAGCCGAUGGAACUCUGUUAUGUAGAGAGCGAGAAGGCUCGCUCUACAGGCUACAAGAGGUUGCAGAGAUGCAACAGAUGUCAAAAGACAGGACACUACGCUUACGAGUGUAGUGCCCCUCGUCCAGUGUCUCGCGACACUGGGCGUAGUGACCGUCCACCCAUGAGAAAGGGGCAGGGACGAGGGUCCGCAGUUGGUGCAAAGACGCAACAACGGGAUGGACCGUCAAAAAACGGACAGGAUCAGUAG
Molecule: messenger RNA, 1092 nt
Organism: Peronospora matthiolae
Lineage: Eukaryota; Oomycota; Peronosporomycetes; Peronosporales; Peronosporaceae
Source: the annotation of a GenBank genome assembly